Messenger RNA from Pseudonaja textilis, 1254 nucleotides. It is a transcript of the gene BNIP3, whose product is annotated as BCL2 interacting protein 3. Lineage: Eukaryota; Metazoa; Chordata; Lepidosauria; Squamata; Elapidae. Gene Ontology annotation, cellular component: endoplasmic reticulum; nucleus; mitochondrial outer membrane. Gene Ontology annotation, biological process: mitochondrial outer membrane permeabilization; positive regulation of apoptotic process. The record is from RefSeq and is a predicted model, not a curated record.
CGGGGCGUCCCGUUCCUUUUUGACGUCACAAUCCCGAGAACCUGCAGCGGCGACAACAAUAACAAUAGCAGGCAGGGAUUGUUCCCCGGAGCCGAGCGGCCGAGGGGGAACGUCGAGCGGAGCCAGCCGCCAAAACAGCCCGUCGCGUGUCCGGCGGUAGCGCUUGCUCCUGGCCGGAGCCGGACAGGAACAACCCAGCCAGCAACUCAGGAGGGACCCCGAAAUAGAAACGCCUCUGUCCCGCCAGCGAUGGCCUCGGGCGAGUCCUCGGGAGUGCAAGAAGAGAAUUUGCAGGGUUCCUGGGUAGAACUGCACUUUAGCAGCAAUGGGAACGGUGGCCAGCCGGCCAGCCAGGAACAAGUUCCUGCUUCAGUUUCUAUUUAUAAUGGUGACAUGGAGAAAAUUCUUCUAGAUGCCCAGCAUGAGUCUGGAAGAAGUAGCUCGCGCGAGAGCUCUCACUGUGACAGUCCACCACGUUCCCAGACACCUCAGGAUGUUCACAGAACUUCAGAAGUGGAGAGUCGUGCCAGCGGAGAAAAGAAUAGUUCUCAGUCUGAAGAAGAUUUUCUGGAAAGAAGGAAAGAAGUUGAACGGCUUCUGAAGAAAAAUUCAGAUUGGAUGUGGGACUGGUCAAGUAGGCCUGAGAAUAUUCCCCCCAAGGAAUUUCUCUUUAAACACCCAAAGCGCGCAGCUACACUCAGCAUGAGAAACACAAGUGUGAUGAAGAAGGGAGGCAUAUUUUCUGCAGAAUUCUUGAAGAUUUUCUUGCCAUCUCUGCUGCUCUCCCAUCUGCUUGCCAUUGGAUUAGGGAUUUAUAUUGGAAAACGGUUGACAAUCACAGCUUCCAGCAGCUCCUUGUAAAAAGAAAUGAAUUUGUUUCUUUUGCAAAUUGUCACAAACUUCAUCCAGGCAUUAUAAAGCGGUGAACUGAAGAAAUUUUCAAAUUGUAUAAUCAUAAUACGGGGAUGUAUGUUUUAUUGCAUAAAAGGCUCUUGCAAAAGGAAAUGAAGAAUGUCCAACUACCCAACUGCUCUUAUAUGUAAAUCCCUAUUUGCAUGAUUUAAUAUAGUGUAGCUUAGAUCAGGAGUGGGGAAACCAGAACUACAACUUCCAGGAAACUCCAACUUUGGGCCAGUAGCAAAGGAUAUUGGGAUAUGUUGUUCAGCAUGCACAGGGGCCCACAUUUCAUUAUCCUGCUGAAGAUUUUUCUUCGUCACUAUUAUUGCAAGAAUGAACAGUGUAGGGAAAAAAAAA